AGUGAAUCAGAGCCCAUGAGAGGCCUGAAGAGCUCACGUAAAAAUACCGCUCCGACGUCAGUUUCGGAUACAGUAUGCUAUUGCGAUGGCGAACGCGAAAUCGGUACCAUGGAACUUUUCUGUUCCGGUUGUAAUAAGUGGUUCCAUGGACGAUGUCUCAAGGACCUCAAAGAUUUCUACGGUCUGAGUUUUAUGGUUUGUUACGUUUUUCAUUGCAAAGAUUGUAGUCCUACUGGAAUGGAAACAUGGGUGGCCAAGCAAGCAAACUUCAGUCAUAUGUGUGUAACUGUACUGGCUAACCUUACCGCUGAAAGGAUGAAGCGAGAAGGCAUACAGAAAACAGAUGAGCACAUAUAUUUCAACCUACAUGACACAAUAAUUCCAUAUUUUGACGCCAAUUGGGAAAACCUAACAUCCAUGCCUCGAAGAGUGAAGAACACGUGGCACACAACUUUGCAAAAAACCUUGAUUAAGGAUACCGAGCUGUUCAAGGUCAAUCCAGAAAACGAAAAUAGUUUUGCUCUUAUGGAAACAAAUUUAGCGGAUAUUGGACCAAUAAAUGAAUUUGUGAAGCAGAUUGGUAAGAAGAAUAAUAGUGGUGAGAAGAACAAUUUGGCAUCGACACUUGUUGGUGCCCAGCAAGGUAUGGGAAGAUCAUCUGGGGCCGAUUCCGAUGUUGAUGGUGGCCCAAAAACCCGUGGUGCUUCGAAACGGCGUAAUGUAGACAACAUGGGGACUGGGAAGAAGCCGAAGCUAGCUACCGAUUACUCUUCCUCGAAGAUUGCUGCUUCCGAUGGAUCAGGCCCUAUAGAUUUUCCGUUCAAUAAAGAGGGCUAUCGAUACUUUCUAGUUGAGAGGGAUCCAAACGUUGUAGAUAAAGGGAACUCCGAAGAAGAUGACGGUUUGACACCUAGAAUUAUCCCGCCACACUUGUAUCGCUUGCAUCUACAAAGAUCCGUUACCAUCUCGCCAAAUGAUCGGGCUCAUGAGCUGCGUGUGUCUGAUGAUCAAUUGACUGUAACCGGUUUCGAAGGUUAUCGUGUAGCUCGAGCCACACAUUCAGUGUCUAAGGGCACUUGGUAUUUUGAAGUGAACUUUCUGAAGCAACCUGAGGAUUCUCACAUACGGAUCGGGUGGAGUCAGCCAUUGGCAGUGGUUCAGUCUUGUAUUGGCUAUAACAAGUUAUCGUAUAGCUGGCGUUCAUUGAAAGGAACCAAGUUUCAUGAUGCUAUCGGGAAGAAGUACCAUUUUGGGGGUUACAAGGAAGGUGAUGUUCUUGGCUGUCUUAUCCAUCUACCACAUGAUCCUCGUAAACCUGGACCAUCAACUCAGUGGUUACCCUCUUCGAAAAAGGACCUACCUCUCAUUAAUUUCAAACACAAUUACUUUUACGAGGGCCACGAUGAAGUUGCGGAUGUUGUGAAGAAUUUGACACCUUUGAAUGAGAGUUAUAUUGAGUUCUUCAAAAACGGCAAAUCUUGCGGCGUGGCAUUCACUGACAUCUACAGAGGCUUUUAUCAUCCAGCUGUUUCACUUUUCAAAAAUGCUACGGUACGGUGUAACUUUGGUCCGAGGCUACAGUAUCUUCCAUCAGGUGCCAAACCUAUGAGUGCAAGAGCUGAUGAGCUAUAUGUGGAGCAGACACUUAGCGACAUCUUAUUUCUUGUCUCUAGCGGACAACAUGCUGUACGUGGUCUGAAACAGAAAAUGAUGAAAGUAAUACCAGUGGGAGCGCUCGAAGACAAUUAUAUGUACCUUGUGUACAGUGAAAAAGAUCGGAAAGGUUUUGCAGUGGAUCCAGUUGAACCAAAGAAGCUCCAGGCAGUUGCUGAAGAGCAGAAGGUAACAGUCGCAGCAGCGUUAGUUACACACCAUCACUGGGAUCAUGCCGGGGGUAUGGGCGAAUUUCGAAAAAUUUGGCCAAUGGACAAGGUCGAGGCUUACGGCGGUGACGAUCGCAUAGAGCAUCUAACACACAAAGUCGAACAUGAGGAAAAGUUCAAGAUCGGCGAAAUGGAGAUAACUGCAUACAAAACGCCAUGUCAUACGAGUGGCCAUGUCUGUUUCUAUGUGUCUCAUCCAGGAGAUGACAAUCGCAUGCUCUUUACUGGCGACACGCUUUUUAUUGCUGGAUGUGGGAAGUUUUUCGAAGGCACUGGCGCUGAGAUGCAUCACAACUUGAAUGAAGUCCUUGGAAAACUCCCAGACGAGACUUUUGUGUAUCCGGGGCAUGAAUACACACUCAGCAACCUAAAAUUUGCCCAGCACAUUGAACCGGGCAAUGACCAAGUGAAAGCUAAAAUUGAAUGGGCAGCAAAAGUCCGCUCACGUCAUGAGCCAACUGUACCAUCGACCAUUGGUGAAGAGAAGGAAACGAAUCCAUUUAUGAGAACUUGGUCACCUGAGAUACAGAAGAAAGUAGGGGCUUCUGACCUGGUGAAAGUGAUGGAUCUUGUGCGGCAGGCAAAGAACAAUUUCCGAGGCUGAUUUCGCUUUCCAAGCUAACAAGG
Molecule: messenger RNA, 2510 nt
Organism: Cylicocyclus nassatus
Lineage: Eukaryota; Metazoa; Nematoda; Chromadorea; Rhabditida; Strongylidae
Source: the annotation of a GenBank genome assembly